Molecule: messenger RNA, 3039 nt
Organism: Cydia strobilella
Lineage: Eukaryota; Metazoa; Arthropoda; Insecta; Lepidoptera; Tortricidae
Exons: 5
Coding region: 79-1527 (482 amino acids)
Source: RefSeq, a predicted model, not a curated record
AUUCACGUGUUUGGAGAAAAAGUAGUCGAAGCGAAUAAAUUAGCUUACUGCAGCGAAUUUCAUAAUUUAUAACUUAAAAUGUCACUAAUUGUGGUCGAGGACGAUUCGAGCGAUGAGAUAGCGUCAAUGUCUGAUGGCGAGCAAGGCAAACAUGUACUUGAAAACAAGAUUAAGAAUAAACCGAGCGCACAAGAGUUGACUAUGGAUGAGAGAUCUUACGACGAUGCAGAGACUAUGUCUACCGCGGAUAAUAAUGAUGAUGAAGAAAAACCCCUGUUAGAACUAAUGAAGCAUUUAAUAAACUACAACGGCAAGCAGAACACCAAGCUGACGAACAACCAGCUCGUCGGCAUCCUCAAGAAGGAGUUUGACUUGGACCCCGCCAACCUGCACUUUAUCUGUGUGGACAUAUAUAUGAACGUGCUAAAGAAAUUCUUGAAGGAUUGGCCGCAGUGGGAUGAAUUUGAUCAGGCAAUGCAUGAAACCCGCUGUAUGGAUGACCACGAAGAGAUUGAAAAAAUGCUGGACGUAGAAUACACAUCCCUAAAGCAAUACCUCUCCACCAUUUUGAAAGCGACUGAACGUUUCGCCAUAGAAGCGGCCCAGAAACUAAAACAUAGCCAAGAAAUCCCCGAAACCAGCAAAGCGGUCCCCGGCGACGUUGUCCUAGAGAUAAAUUGCACUAGAAAUGAAUUAAAUAAACUAUUCUUUAGAAAACCACAUCCGCACUACAAAAGCUCAAUAUUUAAUAUAAAUUCUUACGUACCAUCAAAAAUAUAUAUUAACCAACAGUCUUUUCAGUCCAUGCUGAAUUCCUGCUAUGUUAAUAUUUUUAUAAAUAUGGCCUGUUUUAAAUAUAAAAGAGAAAUACUGCCGAAUUUCAAACAUAAACUAAUAAAUAAAAAUUUAAGACGGCUGCAACGGGAGCCUAAAUUAAACACUCAUUUGCAAUCAUUCAAAAAUACUAAACCACAAGGGGAUGUAGGGAGAAAAGACUUGAAAUUAGUUAUAGAGAAAAUACAGCGGUCCAAUAGAUACAACAUAGAGCAACAACAGGAUGUAGAUACGAUAUUAAAAACUAUUAAUGAAGAUUUGCAUGUGUUGCCAGCGUCAUACAAUAAUGGCAGGGUGGAGAUACCUUGUACAUUUAGAUUUCAUAUGGGCAAAUAUCCAUAUGUGAGACAUUUAUAUGAAGAAGUUGAUACUGAAUCGGAGAAGUAUGAUUUGCAGUUGGAAGAGAAGAUUUCACCGAUGCUGUUGUUUCAUAUAUCCAGGUUAAGCCUGGUGACCAAGUUCACAAACACUGAUAGCAACUGGCUGCGGCUGGAAUGUUCUAUCUGUCAGAGGAAAUAUUACGGCGUCCACGGAAUAGAGGCACUGAAGGCACAUUUUAGGGAAGCCCAUCAAAACGAACCUAACUGGAGCUGCAGCCACUGCGACAAAGAGUUCUUAGCCACUCAGUUGGCUACCGCCAGGUGGCACCAUCAGUGCGAAAACAUUGAGGAACAUAAACUGUUUGAAAAUUAACUCGGGAAUAGAUUCCCAUUUGUACCAGGGACAAAGCAACAAGGAGUUUGCGACCACAUUGCUGGCAACCGCCAGGUGGCACCAUCAGUGCGAAAACAUUUAGGAACACAAACUGUUUGAAAAUUAACUCGGGAAUAAAUUCCCAUUUGUACCAGGGACGAAGCAACAAGGAGUUUGCGACCACAUUGCUGGCAACCGCCAGGUGGCACCAUCAGUGUGAAAACAUUGAGGAACAUAAACUGUUUGAAAAUUAACUCGGGAAUAGAUUCCCAUUUGUACCAGGGACAAAGCAACAAGGAGUUUGCGACCACAUUGCUGGCAACCGCCAGGUGGCACCAUCAGUGCGAAAACAUUGAGGAACACAAACUGUUUGAAAAUUAACUCAGGAAUAGAUUCCCAUUUGUACCAGGGACGAAGCAACAAGGAGUUUGCGACCACAUUGCUGGCAACCGCCUGGUGGCACCACCAGUGCGAAAACAUUGAGAAACACAAACUGUUUGAAAAUUAACUCAGGAAUAGAUUCCCAUUUGUACCAGGGACAAAGCAACAAGGAGUUUUAGCUAAUAUUAUAACCGGAUUAACCGGAACUCUAUUUUCUACUCCUUCUGCUUAUAAUAUUAGUUGUAAAUUGUUGAGCAAUACACUUUUCGUCAGUCGCGACACAAGUGACAUCUAGUGUCGAGUAGCAGUACUGAUAAUUCCGCUACUUGACGCCAGAUGUCGACUACGAAAAUAAUGGUCUUUUUAAUAUCAGAACUGAUGUAUGGAGUGAGCACUCUGUCUACUUAAUUCUCUUUGCCCAAAUAGAAUCUUGUUAGAGUUUAGCAGCGCUUCAAGAAUUACGGAAGUUUUGUGAUACUUUUUGUGAUAAAAAGAAGUCAUCAAUGGGGUUUGCAACUGUCAAAGGUUUGAAUAGAUGGCGCCAUCAUAGCUUGCCCCUUUCUCUAGUUUGGUUCUAUGAGAUUUGGCUUAAAGGGCUCUAGUAUACAGGCCAUAAAGUAAAAAAAACCGGCCAAGUGCGAGUCAGACUGAAGUUGCAGGUUUGGAUCGAGAGUUGUAGUAGGUGGCGAUCACAAUAGAUCAGAGAUGGUCGCAGUGAUACAUAGGCUCUGGAGCCUUACAUAGCCCCUAGAAAAAGAAGAAGAAGAGUCAGACUCGCCCACCGUACUUUUUAGUAUUUGUUGUUAUAGCGGCAACAGAAAUUCAUCAUUUGUGAAAAUUUCAACUGUCUAGCUAUCACGGUUCAUGAGAUACAACCCGGUGACAGACGGACAAACAGACAGCGGAAUCUUAGUAAUAGGGUCCUGUUUUUACACUUUGGGUACGGAACCCUAAAAAGAAGAAUUUGACACAAUUCUAGGGAUUGACAGGGCAAGCUAUGCUGGCGCCAUCUGUAAAAUACUACUACCGGCCAACCCAAUUGCAUCCAUCCUUAUAAUUAUGAGUGUAAGACAUUAAUAGUAUUAGUUGAACGGAGUUCAUGAAUUUUAGAAAUAUAUAUUUUUGUACUUA